Aspergillus candidus is the source of this 3985-nucleotide messenger RNA. RefSeq lists its product as uncharacterized. Bases 288 to 3788 code for a protein of 1166 amino acids. The transcript has a single exon. NCBI's taxonomy places the organism in Eukaryota, Fungi, Ascomycota, Eurotiomycetes, Eurotiales, Aspergillaceae. The record is from RefSeq and is a predicted model, not a curated record.
GAUGAUCUGGUGUCGUUCGCUCACAGUCCGGGAGUCCCUUUAAUGCGCUUCCACCGAACACCCAUGCAUAUCUCGACGUACGGAUUACACCCAUCCCUAUCUCGCCGGCUCGAACCGUCACCCCUCCCUCGCCUUGAUAUCACCACUAUACCAACCUUAUGAUACGCAUGCGCUCCCAUAGCCUACGAGAAUAGCGAGCAUUCAAUAACUUCAAUCCUACAUUUGGAACAUCUUCUCUGUGACAGUCCGGCCCCGAUGACGUAUACCAUCCCCACGAAGAACCCCUGAUGAGCGAGGCAAGGGCAAGUGGGGAGCUCGAGGGCAGUACGCUCGGGAGCAGCUCCCGCGAUGGAGAAAAGGAAGGCCGCGCGCAACGGCGAACACACAAUCCCAGUGGCUUUCUAGUCGAUUCGUCGUUCAUCCCUCGUUCGAAAAGCUUGCGCUUGGGCCAUCACCGCCCGCGUCACUCGGAGCCGGAUCGCAAGGAGAAACGCGGGGCCCCCGAACCAGAACCCGGUACAGAAGCCACGGGGCAGAAGAGACGGUCCCGAUUUCCGUGGAUUCGGCAUAAAGAACAACCAAAGGCAUCACCACCAGCGACACCGCCAAAUGAAUCCGUUCCCGAGCGUGCUGGUCCCGAAAGUGCUGGUCCCUCUCGGAUGCGACAACAUGUGGAGUCGCAGGAAAGUCAAGCGGAGAGAACGGAUCCCCAGGGGACGGUCGGGCUGGAUCGGGACUCGCUGCAGAUUGUCAAUCUGGCGUUGAAUCUGAGCGAGUCCAGGAAGAAGAAUAGUCUAGGCCGGGCUCCUUCAAGUCGUCUCUCCAGUGGCGGAUGGACCGCACCCAAUGCGCCGUCUUCUUUAUCCUAUGCAGAUACCCAACCGCCAGUUGCGGGGCCCUCCACCCGGCACCGUCGCACUUCUACUCAACUAGCCACUGAUGAUAGGGCCAUACCUAUCAAUACUUCUACCUCAACGGCACCGAAUGAGCAACCAUCCGUGCAGAGUUUCUUACCCCAGUCGGUCGGCCCUGAUCCGUUACCGCAGGGAUUUUCCCGGAGCACCCUGGCUCGUGCUGAAAAGGCUCGAAAUUACUUCGAAUUGCUCUCUGAAUAUCUACGUCUGCUGCACUCCCUUCCUCCUCUCCGCCCACCUGGGGCUGGUGGGUCAUCGUCCGGAUCUCCCCCCGUCACGACGGGUGAAGGUCGUGCCUAUAAUCCUCUCCAGGUCAUUCGCAAUCGCAAGGUUAGGUUUCGUGAGCGUUGCCCGCUUGUUCCGGAAUCUCAAGGGUGGAAUGAUGUCGAGAAGGUCCAUGAAUGGGUAAAUUUGGUCGAGUCCUGCCAUAGCCGGCAGAGCCGUGGCUCGUUUGAACGCCUACGGCUGCCCCCUUUCGAAAAUAAUUCAAAACCGACGGCGCACCAUGAGGAUGUCGAAGAACCCGAUUUUAUACCAACUUCUCCUCCCUCCAGUUUACGACGGGUCAGUCGUACGAGUAGCGUCAAAGCACGCAGGCCGAGGCUGGACUGGCUGGUUUCGCCUGCUGAAUCUCUGGCUGACGCCGCCUGGGUUGAAAGUGACCUAAACAAGACCAAAAUCAUUGAUAAGGAUGGAAACCAUCUGUAUCAGGACCCCGCCUCUAUUGUCACUAGCGAUGAUGAAAUGGAUGUCGACGCUGCUCAAACACGGCCGCCAAACAAUCGACUAUCCGUGGAUGCCGACCAGCUAACCUCGCGCACCUCUUGGUCAAGUACUUCUUCCAUCCUGCCAGCAGAUUUCAAGAGGACAGACCGUGGGAGACGUCGUCACAGAGCUCCUAUGUCGCCUCAAUUCCCGCAAAGCAACCCUGCCCUGCCAGACCGCGUUGGAUCGAAGAGAGACAAGCUCAAGAUGCGGUCAAUCAGCCCUUUGAGUACACCAAGCACCUCCGACGACGACGACUACUACAACUCUCGUUUGAACUACACGAAAUCUUACAAGCAGUUACAGAGAUCAAAUGUUCCCCCUGGAAGAGGAAGUGCCGACGACGUGAAGCGCAUGCCCACGGUGCAACCCACGAAGCCCACAAGAAAUUCUUGGUCUGAACGAAGGGCCUCGGUAUCCUCCGGGCGCAGUUUCGGUGAUCGAUAUGAUCCCCUGACAUCUCUCGCGGCUCUGGACAGCAUCAGAUCUGCCAAUACUGCUUAUCCGGAGCAUUUCCCGAGUAUUGCUUCUCCCUUAUCAUCCGCUUCGAGCCGCUCCGCUUCGCCUGCAAAACGACAGUCGCGCGCCGUUGGCUCUCGUAGCAGAAGCAGCAUCAGGUUCAAAGAGCCUCCCAACCGUCACUCUGUGGAAUCUCUGGCUCUUCAAAAAGACAGUCUGGAAGCCCCCCCGCGCUCACCCAAACUGGGGCCGGGCCCUCCGCCAGAUCGAGCUUCUCCAGCUCAACAGGACGACCCCAGUAGGCCAAGCCUACAUACUCGAAAAGGAUCAACUCAAGAAUCGAAAUUACGUGGGAUCUUCAAAGGUCCUGGGAAGAUCGCAGGAAAGGUGGGGAAUGAGGUGUCGAAAAUGGGCGACCUUAUUAUGAAGAAAGACCACCAACCGCACUCGAGAAAGUCGUCCGCAAAUAGCGUCACGACGGACGAGAAUGCUUCUGAGACGGAGGAUCCGAAAGGUGAAAAGACCUCUAGCCGCAUGGCUUUGCUCCGCCGUCUACCCACGUUCGCCGAUGAGCCCACUCGUCCUCGCAAAGAUCCCGACAAGUCCUUAAAGACCAGUGCGGCGAAUCCAUCCUCGCCCGUUUUAACAUCACCGCCUGAAGACCUGGCAGUGGAGCUGAAGGCGUCUGGGCUCGGUGGCCCUCGCAGACAUGCUACCGACACACAACUCUACGGCAUCGGAGAGUCGCAGGGUAAAAGCGAGCGCUUUCCGGCAUCCCAAAAGGCAUCCGAAGCGCCUGCACGAUUUUCAAAGCCAGAGAAGGCCAUGACCUUUGGGCCCGAGCUACACAGCAUCCAAAAGCAGAUUAAGAAACGUCGCCAUCAGGAUCCUACUGGUUCUUUUAUCAUGCAUCGCCCUCCUGUCACCGGGCUGGCACAAGCCCAAGCCUCGAGUGCGUCCUCACCUCGGAGACCGCUCACCCCGUUAUCCGGACAGUCACGAAGCUGGAGCAUCUCUCGUCGUAGCGUCAGCUCUUCACUCAGCUCUGGGGUGCCAAAUAAACGCGAGGUUGAACGCACCCGGGCCCUCCUCCUUUCCUCGGGGGUUAAAGCUCGAGAGAUCACCCGUCGCGCCGAAAGCGUCCGCACCCCAACGCCUGAAUUCCUUCUUCGCGCAUACGGCACUGACGCUCCCAUCCCGGCCGUCGCGCGACUACACGAGCAUGAUCUAGCCGCUCGGCGACUGCUCGAAGAAUUCGAGAAAUCGCACCGUCGCUUCCAAACCUCGCUAGAUCACUUCACGCGCGACACGUCAGCGCCUCUGCGCUCGCAGCUCAGCAACUUGGAAGACACAGUUGACCAGUCGAUCAACCCGCGCGUCCGUACCACGACGCAAGAAGCCGAAGCAUUGAGCAUCCAGCUCAAUACGACGAGCACACUCGCUGUGAAACAGCUCAGCGAUGCACUCGACCGGGGAGUCCGCAAGCGUCACCGCCGGCUCCGCUGGCUGAGACGAGCUGGUUUUGUAAUGCUCGAAUGGGCGCUGGUCGGGAUGCUCUGGUGGGUGUGGCUGAUUGUCAUGGCGUUUAAGCUCCUCCGGGGUGUGCUCCGGGGCACGAUCUCCGGUGUCCGAUGGGUUUUGUGGUUGUAAUGGGGGUGUCUUUGGAUUGCAUUCGCUUUCAGCCACUGUAUGAUACCCUUUUUCUUUUCUUUAUGUUUUUUUCUUCGGAUGUUUGUUCUUUCCAGCUGUGGCUGGUUGGCCUUGUCAUCUUCAUUUUUUGUAUUAUAAUCAUGGUCUUUACUUGUGGCCACUUUCCAUACGAUUUUAAUUAUGAAUGUCCACCUAUG